Messenger RNA from Vanderwaltozyma polyspora DSM 70294, 1977 nucleotides. Its product is annotated as zinc metalloproteinase family protein. The coding region runs from base 1 to 1977 and encodes 658 amino acids. The transcript has a single exon. NCBI's taxonomy places the organism in Eukaryota, Fungi, Ascomycota, Saccharomycetes, Saccharomycetales, Saccharomycetaceae. Gene Ontology annotation, cellular component: cytoplasm. The record is from RefSeq and is a predicted model, not a curated record.
AUGAGUGUAACUGGAUCGAUUGAGUUCUUCAAUUUGGAUGAUGAGGCUAAACUUAUCUCACCUAGUUUGAUUAUUCGUGGUAAAUGUAAUGAGGAUAAAGAAGCUAAGACUAUUAAAGUGGAACAUCCCCAAUUGCCAUCUUUGGAGUAUCCUAUCCAUGAAAGUACUUUUAGAGCCACUGUGAUAUUAACUCCAGGUGAAAACAGAUUCACUUUUACUACUAAUACAGGUUUGCAACGAAUUAUCAAAUGUCAUUAUACACCUAUGCUACAAGAUCAGCCAGUUCACUUAUGUCUGUUGUUAGCUAAAGACUCUGAAUACGUAUUCGAUUCAACUACCUCUCAAAAGGAGAAAGAGAAAGGUCAUGGUUUGGAUCUAGCUAUUAAAAAGCUAAGAUGUGGUGCUCGUUUGAUGCAAGCUUAUACUAAUGAGCAAAUGCUGCGUGCUGGUUUUGGUAAUAGAACCUUCUCAUUUGUAGAAGAGUUUGCAAAGGAUACAUUAUUCAGAUCUCAAUCUACCAUGAGAAGCACAGUUAAGGUCCAUCUUUUACACUCUGAUAGAACGGUGGAGGAAAUCCGUGAUCAUGAUGUAGCUCAACAGAAUAGACAAGCAAAAAGAUCCGGUGCCUUGUAUGAAUAUGCAAUGGAAGCAUUGGUAAAGUAUGGUGGUCCUUUUACUAAUAGUGAAAAACCGGUUCAGGCUGCAGUUGUAUUUAUGGAUUCCCAUUGGGAUGGUCAAUUCAUUACUGGUCAUGCCGCAUUGGGUGGUGGUAACGACGCUAUUAAAUUAGCCAUUUUUGGUUCUCAUGGUCUUUACUCUUGGCCAACAUGUAUGGAAGAUAUUGUCCCAUACUUCAGUGAUGCAACAACUGUUAGUACCAAAGAAGUUGCAAAUGACAAUGGUCAGUGUGGCUCUCACUGGGAAUGUUUGACAGUAACUUUAGGUGCUUUUCUGCAUGAAAUUGGACAUUCUCUAGGGUGUCCGCAUCAAGAAUACGGUGUUAUGUUAAGAGAUUAUCCUGUUUUUAACAGAUCGUUUUUAACAGAAGAGGCAUUUUCGACUAGAACUAAUAGCAAUGGUGUUGCAUCCCCAAUUGAUCCAUCCACAGAAUGUAAGUGGCAUCACCUAGAUUUGUUAAGAUUUUUAUACCAUCCUUCCUUUACUUUACCUGAAGAUUAUUAUGACCCAACCUUCCAUAGACCAAGUAAAAUUGGUGGUUUUGUUAAUCCAAGACCUGCUGUGUAUCCAUUAGGAAAUGAAACAUGUAAGAUUACAUCUAAGGAAGGUAUAUAUUCUAUUGAAAUAUUUUGUGGAGAUUUAGCAAAGGGUUAUAUUGAAUACUUGCCAAAAUCUCUUGGUGGUCCAGGCCCUCAGACAGAAGUUACAAUGACUUUAAAAGAACUUCAAUCACACAUUCCUGCAGAAAUGAUUGGUAAGUACGGAGAAUCAUUUGGAAUCAAAAUCCUUGCUGUUAACGCUCCAGAAGCUGAUAUAGGUGAUUUUGCUAGUCUUUUAAAGGUUAAAGGAAUCCCAAUGGAGAAGUAUGGUUUUUCAGCAGAUGUAAAGGGUAUAAAAUCAGUAACUUUUGGCAGCGCUAAUGCUGGGUCAGACACUGGCAUAAUUGCUUUUCAUCCAAAAUCAGUUAAAUGUGUGAGAAUUUAUUAUGGACAAGCGCUAGAUGGUAUGAGAUUUUUCUUAGAAGAUAGCAAUAUUCUAUUUGGUUCAGAGACAUCUCAUUUUGAAGAUUUUGAAUUGGAUAAAGAUGAAUAUAUUACAAGAUUCAAUGUUAGAUCAGGUCAAUGGGUUGAUGCAAUUCAAGUGGUGACGAAUAAAGGACGUGAAUCCAAAAUGGCAGGAAAUGUACAUGGUGGCGGUUUAGGAGUAUUGGAACCUCCAGAAGGUCAUUUGAUAAUUGGUAUGCAUGGUAGAUUGCAACAAUGGUUACAAGGCAUCGGUAUAGUAUAUGGUGAAUUGUGA